CCCAUCCUUUCUCCGGGCCCCUCCUACCUGCAGCCUUUGGGGCUCGACGGGACUAACUGCCCGGCAGAGAACCCGGCCGCCGAGCCCCGCCCCCCCGGCGCCGGGCUGUUCCCUAGGGUCCGCGCGAGGCAUACCCUCUCCACCCCACCUGCAGCGGGCUCGCUUGCUGCCCGCAAACCUCCGUCCUCCGAAAGACACAGGGUCUGGCCCUCGCGUCUUCCCGCCCCCGCGUCAACUGCAGGGGCCCCGCACAUAGCCAGUUCCGGGGCGGUUGCUCGCACCGACCGGAACUCCCCGCCCCCUCCCGUGGCCGCGGGGCCGUGGGAGGCAGCAAGGAGGAGGUAGAGGGGGCGGAGGCCGCGGCACUGAACUGAGCUCUUGACGGGCAUCAUCUCUUAAUCCUCAGAACAUCCCAGGGAGGGUCCCCUAUCCUGGGCCAUGAGUGAGCUGAAGGACUGCCCCUUGCAGUUCCACGACUUCAAGUCUGUGGACCACCUGAAGGUCUGUCCCCGCUACACAGCAGUGUUGGCCCGCUCUGAGGAUGAUGGCAUCGGUAUCGAGGAGCUGGACACUCUGCAGCUGGAGCUUGAGACCCUGCUUUCUUCUGCCAGCCGACGCUUGCGGGUGCUUGAGGCCGAAACCCAGAUCCUCACCGACUGGCAGGAUAAGAAAGGUGACCGACGAUUCCUGAAGCUGGGUCGAGACCAUGAGCUUGGUGCUCCCCCCAAACAUGGGAAGCCCAAGAAGCAGAAACUGGAAGGGAAGGCAGGACAUGGGCCGGGCCCUGGCCCUGGGCGACCCAAAUCCAAAAACCUUCAGCCCAAGAUCCAGGAAUACGAAUUCACUGAUGACCCAGUCGACGUGCCACGUAUCCCCAAGAAUGACGCCCCCAACAGAUUCUGGGCUUCGGUGGAGCCCUACUGUGCCGAUAUCACCAGUGAGGAGGUGCGCACGCUAGAGGAGCUACUGAAACCCCCAGAAGAUGAGGCUGAACAUUACAAGUUCUCUCUAGAGAUAUCAGCUGUCAACGGAAAAGGUCCAUGUACACGCACCAUUCUGCACCUUACAUCUUGGAAAUUGUUCUGUAUUGCCGUCUGUUUCAGUUCCAUUCCGCCCCUGGGGAAGCACUACUCCCAGCGCUGGGCACAGGAGGACCUGCUGGAGGAGCAGAAGGACGGGGCCCGGGCAGCAGCCGUGGCUGACAAGAAGAAAGGCCUCAUGGGGCCACUGACUGAACUGGACACGAAAGAUGUGGAUGCCCUGCUGAAGAAGUCUGAGGCCCAGCACGAGCAGCCGGAAGACGGGUGCCCCUUUGGUGCCCUGACGCAGCGACUCCUGCAGGCCUUGGUGGAGGAAAAUAUUAUUUCCCCCAUGGAGGACUCUCCUAUUCCAGACAUGUCUGGAAAAGAAUCGGGGGCUGACGGGGCAAGCACCUCUCCCCGCAACCAGAACAAACCCUUCAGUGUGCCGCAUACCAAGUCCCUGGAGAGCCGCAUCAAGGAGGAGCUGAUCGCCCAGGGCCUGCUGGAAUCUGAGGACCGCCCUGCAGAGGACUCGGAGGACGAAGUUCUGGCGGAGCUGCGCAAACGGCAGGCCGAGCUGAAGGCGCUCAGUGCCCACAACCGCACCAAGAAGCACGACCUGCUGAGGCUGGCAAAGGAGGAGGUGAGUCGGCAAGAGCUGAGGCAGCGGGUCCGCAUGGCAGACAAUGAGGUCAUGGACGCCUUCCGCAAGAUCAUGGCUGCCCGGCAGAAGAAGCGGACCCCCACCAAGAAGGAGAAGGACCAGGCCUGGAAGACUCUGAAGGAGCGUGAGAGCAUCCUAAAGCUGCUGGACGGGUAGUUCUCACCCCUGCCUCAGGCUGCCUCCCCCUGGCUUGGGAGGGGGAGGCCCACUUCCUUCUUUGGGCUGCCAGAAGCCUCAGCCUGUGGCUGCCUGUCUAACGGCGACAGUCUCUAGAAGCUGUGACCAUUUCCUGAGGUCUUUUGGCCCAGCUCUGUACAGCCAGGACACGAGAGGCCCUGCUGGGCUGGCCUGGGGCCCAGUCUCUGCUUGGUCCCCCAAGAUGGGGGGGACUUCAUUUCUGGGUUGUCCUCGUCCCCCUCUUCACCAUCUCCCACUCCCCUACCCCUUUCACCCUCAAGGACUUCUCCCUUGUGGUUUUGUAAAGUACAAACUUAAGAAUAAAGUGACUGAUGUGGGUUUUUUUUAAAAGCA
Molecule: messenger RNA, 2217 nt
Organism: Balaenoptera acutorostrata (minke whale)
Lineage: Eukaryota; Metazoa; Chordata; Mammalia; Artiodactyla; Balaenopteridae
Gene: TADA3
Product: transcriptional adaptor 3
Exons: 11
Coding region: 439-1842 (467 amino acids)
Biological process (GO): regulation of transcription by RNA polymerase II
Cellular component (GO): SAGA complex
Molecular function (GO): transcription coactivator activity
Source: RefSeq, a predicted model, not a curated record